ACUAAGGUUUUUAGAGAUGUUUGAAUAAAUCUUACAAGUGCACUUAAUGGACGCUUGCUCGUCAGUGGAUUCCUACAGAUCUCUGAAGAUCUGGCUUCUAAGAAUCUAAGCUUCACUCAAGGCUAAGCUUACAGAAUUAUCUGGAAGACCAGAUUUGAAAGCCCUCAAGUGCUUAGAAGCGGAUGUAGGAAGAUAGGUACGUGUGUGUACACACACGGUUAACAGUUUUGCAGAUGUGCUGCAUACAUGUUGAACAGACAGCUUGUAUUUGUUGAGGUGACCUGUGGUCCUUGAAAUAUAUGUGGCUUGUCAGCUUUUAAUGGAUCAUCAGCUGCAGAAGAAUGAUGACUGUUGUGUAAUCUGGAUCUUCCACAACACAAAUAAAUAGUCCAGCAGGGUUUGCCAAGAACAUUUCCAGAUCAGCAUUGGAUGCUAUUUGCUGAACUUGGUUCUAUCCCAACACUCUGUGACAGGAUCUCCUGAGGGACACCUAGCAUGUCUUGCUUCCACGCGGGGCUACCCUAGUCACUUUGAAGUACAGUGCCUGUAUCUUAUGCUUCUCAAUCAUGAGGAUUUGUGAUGUGGUACAUAGGACCAGCUGCAAUAACCUAAUGACCUUGGGGCUCCCUUCUCCAUGGCUGCAAGUAAUCACAGGCACAACAAGGGCGAGAGGCUUCCGACCUAAUUCAGACAUCUAAGAGAUAUUUUAAGGUCACAAAGGAUUUGCUGUUCAGAGAAAAGCAUAUGGUAACCCCUACUGAAGAAGGGAAGCAGUGGCCCAGAGCAUCACUGAGAAGCCAAGUCGGGAAGCACACCUGUAUCAGUCCUGUUUCUGGACAAACUGUCACUUCCCUGCAAGUACAACAGAUGCCCAUACCAAAGCAAUUACUGUAUGGGAGAUGCUGACUGGCUGGAAGAACCUGUUCAUUUUGGAUCUGUAAUGGAGUCUGCGAGGAGCUCAGCUUCCUGGUGUGGAAGAAGGGACAAAUCCAGUCAAGCAGGUGCUGAGCCAGUAACAGCAUGGGAAAAGCUCCCCUUCCUUGGGUACUGUCAAAAUUCAGCAUCCUUCACAGCCUCCAACAUCGAGGUCCUACAGAUUUAUCUGAACCGCUGGAGCAGCCGCGUCGUCCCCAGCCUGCAAAUAAGAAUUGGAAGCAACUGCAGCGAGAAAAAGCUCUCCAGCAACAAUGCCAGAAGCUGGGACUGCAGGGUGGAGCAGCCUCGGUUCCUCCUGAGCAGUUGCUGUCUGCACCAAAACAUAAACCUUGUAAUCCUCGGCAGCCCGUGCCAGCAUCACAUCGUCCUUUAGCAGAGCAAAGGCAACGUGACAGCAAAGAUCAGCAAAAGGAGGCGAGGCCAGCAGGUCCUUGUGAUGGUAGUGACAGUGCCCGGAACCUCACUCCAAAGACAAGCACUACAGUGGAGAAAAAGAAAGUGGAAUUGCAGGAAAAAUCACGGUGGGAGAUCCUCCAGCAAGAGCAACGGCUGAUAGAAGAGAAGAAUAAACGCAAGAAGGCACUUCUGGCCAAAGCUAUUGCUGAGAGAUCCAAAAGAACUCAAGCUGAAACAGUGAAGCUAAAAAGGAUUCAGAAGGAGUUACAAGCUUUAGAUGACAUGGUGUCUGCUGACAUCGGCAUCCUGCGCAACCGCAUUGACCAAGCCAGCCUGGACUACUCCUAUGCCCGGAAGCGGUACGACAAGGCUGAGUCGGAGUACGUGGCAGCCAAGCUGGACCUCCAACACAAGACAGAGAUCAAGGAGCACCUCACAGAGCACCUGUGCACGAUCAUACAGCAGAACGAGCUCCGCAAGGCCAGGAAGCUGGAGGAGUUAAUGCAGCAGCUGGAAGUGGAGGCAGAUGAGGAAAAUCUGGAACUUGAGAUAGAGGUGGAGCGGAUGCUGCAGCAGCAGGAGGCAGAAGCAGGGAGACAAGCCAGCCAGUCACACAAUCGUGCUGGGACAGCUAAAGAAAACUCAGCUCCCACUGUUACAACAAAGGAGAGUGAGCAUGCUAACCACGCUGCUGCUUCUCCUGCUCUCUCUGAACAGUUGGUGCUGUCUGAAAACUCUGGUACCAAAUCCCUCUCUGAUAUGGACAACCAGACUCAGGCAGUAAAUGUGACUCCAGGAGACUCCCCAGCUUGCUCUGCUACAUGACUACUAUUUUCAGCCAGCUGGUUAUGGAUAUGAUACUCUCUGCAGGCUUGUGGGCUGUAUAUGUUAUCUCUGGGCUUCUGUGGUGCCAGUAAUAUGCACUUCAUUUUAGAGGAUUUUUUUUUUAAUUCUUUUUGAGGAAGAUCUCUUUUAGAGAUCACCAUCUGUCCUUAUCAUUCUGUUCUCUUAGGUUCAAAUUCUAAUGCCCAGCUCCUCAUGGGUUGUUGUACCUUCCACAUAUGAUACUUGGAAGCAAACAGGGUUUCUUCCAAGGGGUUUUCUGCAUAGCGGUAUCACAGAUACCUGUUUCAAACAGUGUGCAAGAGAUACAUAUCUACAGGAGAAGGCUUUGCCACUUACUCUGUUUCUAGACACAUUCUGUCCCCUGACAGAUGCAAUAUGAUUUUUAUCUUCCUUUGCAUCCAUAAGGGAUAAGUUUUCAACGGUUUUAAUCCAGUGAAACUCAAGAGUAUAUUUUAAUUAUCUUCAUAGCUUAUACUGUUUCCUGUACCUGAUUUAAGGGAUAAUUGUAUAUUGGGAGAAAUUGCAAAGUUAAUUGUAAUAUUUCCUACGUAUUGCUUCCUAUUUCUUUCAGAUAGCGCUAUAUCACACAAAGCUCCAUACUGACAAUGAAUUGUCUAUGAACUCACAGCUGCUAUGAUUUAACAAAAAUAAUGGGUGACAAUUUAAGACAUGGCAGAAUGUAUGAUGCAGAAGUAGAAACAAAGAAAACAGAAUUAUGAUUAAAAGUAUUCCAUUACAAACAUUUUCCUCUAUCACUGUUGCCUCAAAAUGCUAAUAAUCAGCAGGGACCUUGCAACGAAUAAUUCCCACAGCAUAUUGGAAUGGAGCCCAUUUUCCUGUAAUGAUCAGUGCAUUCUGUUGCCUGAAGAGUGGGUUUGUACCCCACAAGAAGUUGAGCUAUUUCCCUCUGUUGCUGUUGAAAGGCUUUAGAAAACUCUUCCAGGUGGAGAAAGUCUCAGGAAUUAAAACAGAGGACAUAUGAAAGCCUCCAGUAGAGACUGAUGCAGCUGCAAACCUUGGGGACGCUGUAGCUAUCCACUUUGUAACAGAGGAAAGCUGCUUUCACUGUGGCAAUGUUUUCUGUAAUACCUGACCUGAACACGUCAGAGUUUAUGAAUGAGUUACUGAGUGAUGCCAUCAAAUGUAUAAAUGGGACACUAAUUGUCUCUAUGGCUUUAACAGUGGAAACAACUGUGUCACUACAUUUCAUUUUUAUUCUAUUAAUAAAUCGGUGCAUCUUCUA
Lagopus leucura (white-tailed ptarmigan) is the source of this 3421-nucleotide messenger RNA. It is a transcript of the gene GORAB, whose product is annotated as golgin, RAB6 interacting. The coding region runs from base 1021 to 2157 and encodes 378 amino acids. Gene Ontology annotation, biological process: non-motile cilium assembly. Lineage: Eukaryota; Metazoa; Chordata; Aves; Galliformes; Phasianidae. The transcript is spliced from 8 exons. The record is from RefSeq and is a predicted model, not a curated record.